AUGUUGGACAUGUCUAGUGAACCUAGAGGACUCCCUUGUGCCGCCCAGAGCCCUCCUGGCCAAACUUUACCCCCUGAAACCCUGCAACAAUCCCUGCCCAGCCCAGGCAAAGGGAGGGGAACUCCAGGAUCAAAGGUUCAUGCCAGGGACGUAUUGCUGCAUUAUGAGACCAGGCUUGCUGCCAUGGGGAAGGAGGUUGCAGCAAGUCCUGGCUCCAUCACCUUCGUGGGACUCUACCUCGUCUUCGGCUAUGGCGCCUCACUGCUCUGCAACCUCAUCGGCUUCGCCUACCCUGCCUACGUCUCCAUCAAAGCCAUCGAGAGCUCCAGCAAGGAGGACGACACCACGUGGCUGACGUACUGGGUGGUGUACGGCGUCUUCAGCGUGGCCGAGUUCUUCUCCGACAUCUUCCUCUACUGGUUACCGUUUUACUACUUUGGAAAGUGCCUGUUCCUGCUCUGGUGCAUGGCUCCCGUCUCCUGGAACGGCUCGCAGAUGCUGUACCGGCGGGUCAUCAGGCCCUGCUUCCUGAAGCACCACCAGACGGUGGACAGCGUGAUCAGCAACCUGAGCGGCAGGGUCCUGGACACAGCCUCCACCAUCACCACGGAAGUCCUCCGGACUCUGGUCAGCAGCAGAGCCCAGCUGAUGUCUGAGCCGGCGCCUCAGCCCCAGCUCAGCCUGUCUGUAUGUAACCCCCCCCCAGUCCAUCCCUCUCCCCCAGCAAAGGGCCGGGCUGAAGGAAGCGAGGGCCUGUUGAGCAUGACUGCCUCCACCCCUGCUUCCCUGCCGGCUGCCAGGGACUCGAGUGCCUUUUCCUAGCGGUGUGCGGGUCGCAGCCCGGCGUUCCCUGCAUCGAAGCCUCCAAGCAGGCUCUUAGCAAAAGAUGCUCGGGGUCGUGGCAGGCCAGGCCCUGUGCGACGGCAGAGAGAGCUCAGGGGCUGGUCGAGUGGUUGCAGAGCCGCUUUGGUGACUGGUUCAAAUCCAGCUGAAGGUCAACGGUGACCGGGCUGCAGUCAGAUCUGCCCACCCUACCUGGGGCUCAGCUUGGCAGCUCCUGCUGGGAUUAAGUGAGCUGGAGAGGGAAAUCCUUGAGGUCAGGGAAAGGCACAUUGCAGGGAAGCACGUGCUCUGUGGGCUGAGGGAGCACUCUUGCUGGCACUGUGCAUCACCGCUGAGGUCCUAUUUCAGUGGCUGCGUCUACACGAGAUGCUUUACUGCGCAGUAGGUUAGUCUGCAGCACAGUGAAGCGUCACCGUAUGCACAUGCAGGCAUUUGCUGUGCAGUAAAUUGGUCUACCGUGCAGUAAAUUUGCUUGGCUUUACUGCACAGUAGCAUUAAUUGCACGUGUAGACAUGCCCAGGAAGAACUCGAGGGUAGGAUGCUCAGGAGAGGGUCCUGGGGCACCUUCCGGAGGGGGCUGGGGGACAUCCUCUCCCCCGCGGUCAUGCUAACUGGCCAUUUCUCUUCCUUCACUGGUGGAGCAUAGCGUGCACCUGCCUAGUCUCCCGUAGCAGAGCCCUGUAGUCUAGACCUGCCCUCUCUAGUCGGAUCCCCCUUUGCUAAGAGCCCUGCAAGCCCCCUGCCUGUCCGCACGUGCCUUGGGGGUGGAGUGGGACGUCUCCGUUCUCUGUGGCCCCUUACUCCCCGGGGUCCUGUCUCCAUGCAUCCAAGCCCCAGCGCCUCCGUGGCUGGUGGAGCUGCUCCAUGCCAUGCAGCAGACCCACACCUUGCGGCUGGGGUCUCCACGCCAUGAUCCAGGAGACCUGUACGGGAUGCACGAGCCAGGGCAGCGUCCGUCUGCGUGACGAGGAGCGCUGAUGGCCAGUCCCACCGAGGGGAGUCGAGUGCCCUGCUCUAGUUCCCAGGGCCAGGCCAGGCUCUUCCCCUUCUCCUCCCUUCCACGAGCUGCUGGGUGCUGGGUAGAAGCUGGCCACAGGAUGCCCCUGGGGGCCCAUUUCCCAUUUGAACGGAAAUCCAUUGCCCAAGGGAAACCCACACCCGAGCAGGGGAGCCGGAAACGCCAGCCCCAGGGUGUCUCCUCCCAGCCCAUUGCAAGCGUGGCUAGAACGACAGCCUGGGGCUCCCUGCACCAUUCAGCCAGGCUUGGGGGAUAUUGCCUCCCCCUUCCCAUGCUGCAAUAGCCCCCCAGCCUGGUGCCAGAAGGGCCUUUCUCCGGCAUCCAUCCUGGCAGUGCCCGGUGGGGUCCUUGCACAUUUAGUGGAUGCAGCUGAGAGCGUGAUGAGCGUUGUAGAGCUGGAGGAGAACUACUUGGGGGCUGGGUGGGGGGUAGAUAGAUGGCUCAUGUCAAUGGGUCCUGCAGAAGCCCCAAGGGACAUGGAGGAGGGAUGGGGCUGGCAGGGACCUUGGAAAGCCCUCUGGCUGCCGGUCCACCCUGCACUUGGAUGUCCCAGGACAGAAGCCCUGCCUCACUGACCUGCUCCAGCCCCUGGGGAUGGGUCCAGCAAAGCAUAACCCUGGCGCUGGCUCCCUGGAGGGGAGGGGGGCUGCUCCCAGGGCCGGCGCUAACCCCUGAGCAGCUGAGGCAGCAGGUCGUGGUGUUAGUGCUGGAUUAGGAGGCCUCCGGCUGCUUCUAAAGGGGAUUACGUGGGAACGCUGUUCUUGUCCUGGCCGGCAUGUGCACGGCACGGCGGGCUCUGCCCACCAGCGUACGGCUGGGCCUGGGAAUGGCUCUCGCCAGACUUGGUCUCCUGCCCAAGGGCAGCGCAAAGCUCUUCCCUCGGCCUUGUCAGGACAGCAGGGAGUCCGAGGAGCUAAUCCCGGGGUAGUGGCUCAAGUGUUGCCUACUGGCUAUGGCAAGCUGCUGCUUGCUGAGGAUUGGGUUUGGUUCCUGGCUCAGAAGGAAGGCGGCGGCAGGCGGCUGGAGCAGUGCCGGCAUCCUCUGCCACCGCCCUGCCUAGUGACCUUGGGCAUGUCUCUUUGCCCUCACACUCAGGAGACCAGACCUCCCUCUUGCAGGGGUGGGCAGGAAGGGGGAGGGGUUCUGGGUGCUAAUCCAAUACUAAGAGAUGCUCUAACGCUGGGGCCGGGUGCUGCUU
Messenger RNA from Alligator sinensis (Chinese alligator), 3059 nucleotides. RefSeq names its product receptor accessory protein 6 (gene REEP6). NCBI's taxonomy places the organism in Eukaryota, Metazoa, Chordata, Crocodylia, Alligatoridae. The record is from RefSeq and is a predicted model, not a curated record.